AUGCCGCCUGGCUGGUCGCAAGCCAGCGACCAUUCGACCCACGACACCACCGCACGCAGUCGCUACUCGUUUGAGUCAUCCUACGAUAAUGUGUUUCUGGCGUCUCCGGAGCAUUGCUUGCCACCGUAUGGGCCAGACCACGCACUGUCGCUGAUGGCGGCCAACGACGUCUUCCUCGCGCAUCUCCCCAGCCAUGAAACCCACGAGCAAGGGCAGGGGCAAGGGCAAGGGCAAGGGCAAGGGCAAGGGCAAGGGCAUGGGCAUGGGCACGCGGCCCGGCCGGCAUUCAAGAAACAACCAGGCAUGCACUGGAGCGCUCACCGGCCAAACUCGGCCGACGCCGCGACGCCAGCCCGGACCUUGGCGCCAUCAUGCCCCCCCAAGCAUAAAGGCGGCAGCGGCAGCAGCAGCAGCAGCAGCAGAAGCAGCUCCGAGGCCUACCUCACCCCCGGCGCGGCCGCCCCGGGUCCGCAGAGCCUGCUGUGGCUGUCCGGCGGACACGAGCCCUUCGCAGCAGCCUCGUCCGGGCGCAUCGGACCCGGCGGCAGAAGCAGGCGGAGCAAGGCUCUCGAGCGCAACCGCAUCGCCUCCUUCAUGUCCCGCGCCAAGACCAAGGAGUCGGAGCGCAACCUGGAGCUGACCAUGCGGCAGCUGGAGAGCAGGCACUACGAGCUCAAGGAGGAGCACUCGCGGCUCCUGCAGCAGUCGCUGCAGCUCAAGACCGAUAUAAUAUACCACGCGGGGUGCCACGACCACAGGGUGGACGCCUGGAUCGCCAGCGAGGCCCAGAGCUUUGCCCAGCGGCUCACGUGCGACGAGCAGCGAGCGCAGAUUGACGAGGAGACUCUGCUGAUGAUGGAACUCGGCGACUCUCCCAGCCAUUUCGGACCCCUAUCAACAACGUCGACCAUUCACCAUGCGUGA
Ustilaginoidea virens is the source of this 924-nucleotide messenger RNA. RefSeq lists its product as uncharacterized. NCBI's taxonomy places the organism in Eukaryota, Fungi, Ascomycota, Sordariomycetes, Hypocreales, Clavicipitaceae. Gene Ontology annotation, biological process: regulation of DNA-templated transcription. Gene Ontology annotation, molecular function: DNA-binding transcription factor activity. The coding region runs from base 1 to 924 and encodes 307 amino acids. The record is from RefSeq and is a predicted model, not a curated record. The transcript has 2 exons.